This is a messenger RNA of Nematostella vectensis (starlet sea anemone), 2239 nucleotides long. Its product is annotated as piggyBac transposable element-derived protein 4-like. The record is from RefSeq and is a predicted model, not a curated record. Lineage: Eukaryota; Metazoa; Cnidaria; Anthozoa; Actiniaria; Edwardsiidae. Bases 143 to 1861 code for a protein of 572 amino acids. The transcript has a single exon.
UUACGAGGGAACGCCUGUAGGCCACUCCAGUGGCCUAAAACAAAAGCAUCCAGUCAAGCGAUGUUAUUGGUGAAAUAAUGACAGCUAUGAGGUCCUUUGUAUUUUAUCCAAUCAGAGCAUUGAAUAAGCUUUAAUUUGAUGCAUGGCAUGUAACACAACAUGCUUCAGAGGACCCACGAGGAUUUUUUUAAUUCAAAACUUUACAACGUGUGAGAAAAUGGCGAGUUCCGUGUACGAUAUAUUUGAAGAGAGCGACAGUGAUAGCGAGUUUACAGGAUUUACAGAAGAAGAAAUACGUCAGGAUGAGCCUGAUAUGGCUAUAGAAGAAGCAGAUAGUGAUAUUUCAGUGGAUGAAGACGAGGAGGAGGCAAGCGAGAGUGAAGAGAGCGACGAGGAACGUGAAGAAGCUAACGCGGAGUGGACAUAUUCUGUCACCGAUAUCAAUGUCUCGCCGUUUACCGAGGAUAUUGGUCCAACAGCACAACUACCAGCAGAGGCAGGAGCUUUAGACUUUUUCAAGCUCCUCUUCACAGACGAGAUUCUUGAAGAAAUAGUCCUUGAGACUAACCGUAAUGCCGCGCAAAAGAUGAGGAUUGCGAGCGACCCGAAGUGGUACGCAACAACGAAGGACGAACUUUGUGCGUACUUCGGAAUACGCUUUCUUCAAGGUAUCAAAUCCGUCCCCUCUGAACGGCACUAUUGGUCAAAGAAUGAAUUCCUUUCGGUCAAGAAGAUCAAGGAUGUCAUGCCAAGAGAUAGAUACCUAAAAAUCACACAGUAUCUUCAUUACAACAACUCUGCAACGGCAAAGCCACGCGGUCAUCCAGAGCACGACAAGCUUCACCUCAUCCGGCCACUUAUAACAAAGCUUGGGGAAAGUUUUCUCGUCCAAUAUAAGCCAAACAGGGAGAAUGCGAUCGACGAGGGCCUUGUUAAAUUUAAGGGACGGCUUGCCUAUAAGCAGUACAUGCCGAUGAAGCCUGUGAAGCGUGGCAUCAAGGUUUGGAUUCGUGCGGACUCCAUUACGCACUACGUGUCACGCUUCCAGGUCUACACCGGCAAACCACAACAAGGCCAAGAGCUCGGCCUCGGCAGAAGAGUUGUGGAGGAACUUUCCACCGAUUUGAUCGGCAAAGGUUACCACCUUUAUUUCGACAACUUUUUUUCAAGUGUCGGUUUGAUGGCUUCGCUCCUGGAGCGGCGAAUUUACGCAACUGCAACAACGCGCCAGAACCGCAAAGAAUUCCCGAAGGAACUGAACACGUUCAAGUUGAAGCGAGGGGAGAGCAAAGUGAUGCAGAAAUCAGGAGUGAAUGCAUGUGUAUGGCAGGACAAAAAAAAGGUUUUCUUUCUCUCGACAAAUGCCCAACCGAUCGGCCAGGACACUGUCAACCGAAAGAACAGAGACGGGAGUUUGUGUGAAGUGAGCGCUCCCCCGUGUGUCGUUGUUUACAACAAAUACAUGGGGGGAGUAGAUUAUGCAGACCAAAAGCGCAAUGACUACCGAAUCCCGAUAAAGUCCCGACGCUGGUACCGCUAUCUCGCCUUUUUUCUGAUGGAGACAGCAGCUGUGAAUGCCUUCAUUCUAUAUCAAAACUCCAGAAGCCACAACAAAAUAUCACAGCUCGAUUUCCGCCUGGAGCUCAUCGGGCAAUUGAUUGCUAACUUCUCGUCACGAAAGAGAAAGCGUGCCGCAGACGAGAUGGAAGCCUCAGGGGAAUCGCACUUUCCAGUGAAAGUAACGAUAAAUCGGUGUGUUAACUGUUCCGAGAGAAACGAGAGGAAGAGAUCAACCUGGGGCUGCGCUACAUGCAAGGUUACGCUGUGCGUUGGGUGCUUCGAACCAUACCACAUCAAGUAGCAGUGAACCAAUGCGACAAUGGCGCGCGAAGUUCAAAUGCAUGAACAGAACAUUGCUUGUAAAUAUGUCUUUUACCGCAACUUAUAUAGCUUGAAUAACCAGUUUUAGGAGACCAUUGAUUAACCAAUUCAACAUUGUAACAUAUAUCAUUUAAAUGUUCGUAUUUUAAGCAUUGAGAGAUGUUUUAUUGAGAUAUGAUGUAAAUAUUUUAUCAAUUUUCAUGCUUAUGCCCAAUUUCAAAGAUUUUUCGUAAGCGCUAUGCACAUUGCAUUUUGCUUUAAAGUUCUAAAAUGUAAUUGUUGCUUAUCUAGGUCAAAGUAUAAUUUUUCUUGUAGCAUGUCAAGCAAUAUAAAUAUAUUAAAAUGCCAAUUGCCUUGA